Molecule: messenger RNA, 3474 nt
Organism: Caretta caretta (loggerhead turtle)
Lineage: Eukaryota; Metazoa; Chordata; Testudines; Cheloniidae
Gene: EXT1
Product: exostosin glycosyltransferase 1
Cellular component (GO): membrane
Molecular function (GO): glycosyltransferase activity
Source: RefSeq, a predicted model, not a curated record
AUGGAUGAGGUCAGCGCUGUGGUGUCGGGGAAUGGAAUGUGUAAGUGUAACAUUCAGAACCGGGUAACGUUCGGAGAUCGAACUCUGCGAUCGGCGACGUUCGAACAGGGGCAGGCAGCCUCCUCUGUGCUUCGGCAGCUCGCACCUCAUUGACUGACUGGGGGGCGGGGGCAAAGAGGAGGAGGAAGAAGGAGGAGGAUCUUCGCUGCUUCGGCUGGUUCCAUCCCGGGGGCCAUUCACAGAGAUCGCGGAGAGAGGGGUAAACAGCACCCGAGUCUAGGAGCUCCUCUGCAGAAAAGAAUAAAGAGAAAUGCAGGGAUUUGUAAGGUUACGGCGCUCAAGCUGGAAGAUGUGAUCAUGAUAGCUGUGUGAACCGGCGCUGGCUGUGAGCUGCUGCUGCUGACUUGCUCUGGAACCGGGGGGCUUGGUUAUUGCGGGAGUGUUUUGGAUGAGUUGAAGUUGCUGCUGUACCUUGAUCGUUUGCAACGCUUAGAGAGAGAGAGAGAGAGAGAGAGAGUUGGGGGAGGGGAAACACUCAGUCUUGCAACUGAUUGAGAGGUGAAGGGAACUGGGUUUGGUGCUUAGUUCAUUUGUGUUUGUAUGUGUGUGCAUGCAAGAGAAUUCCCAGCCCUUUGCCCUGCAAACUCGUGCUGGGCGUGAAUUAUUCGCCUUCGCUGUUUCUCUCUCUCUCUCUCUCUAUUGUGCGACCCAAAGAUGAAAGACAGAAGGGGAGAAAGUUAAAGAAAUCGCCCACAUGCGCUGCAUCAGUCCAAGGCUUUGGGAAAGGAAUAAAGAGAAGGUGGUAGAAGAGAGUUUGAAGUCUUUGCAGGCGGGAAGAUGGCGGACUGGAGCUGAAAGUGUUGAUUGGCAAACUUGGGUGAUCCUUGUGUUUAUUUACAAUCAUCUUGACCCAGAUAGGACACAUGCAGGCCAAAAAACGCUAUUUCAUCCUGCUCUCAGCUGGCACUUGUCUCGUCCUUUUGUUUUACUUCGGAGGCUUGCAGUUCAGGGCAGCGAGAAACCAAAGCAGGAGAGAGGAGCACAGUAGCAGGAAUGGCUUGCACCACACCAGCCCGGAUCAUUAUUGGCCCCGAUUCCCGGACGCUUUGCGCCCCUUCAUUCCUUGGGAUCAGUUGGAAAACGAGGAUUACAAUGUGCACAUUUCCCCUAGGCAGAAGAGAGACGCCAACUCCAGCGUCUACAAAGGCAAGAAGUGCCGCAUGGAGUCCUGCUUCGAUUUCACCCUUUGCAAGAAAAACGGCUUCAAAGUCUACGUGUACCCGCAGCAGAAAGGGGAGAAAAUCGCCGAAAGUUACCAAAACAUUCUAGCAGCCAUCGAGGGAUCCAGGUUUUACACUUCCGAUCCGAGCCAAGCUUGCCUGUUUGUCCUGAGCUUGGAUACCUUAGACAGAGACCAGUUGUCACCCCAGUACGUGCACAACCUGCGAUCGAAAGUGCAAAGCCUCCACUUGUGGAACAAUGGUAGAAAUCAUUUAAUUUUUAAUUUAUAUUCCGGCACCUGGCCCGAUUACACUGAAGACGUCGGGUUUGAUAUUGGCCAGGCGAUGCUGGCUAAAGCUAGCAUCAGUACUGAAAACUUCAGACCGAAUUUCGAUGUUUCUAUUCCGCUCUUUUCUAAGGAUCAUCCUAGGACAGGAGGGGAGAAGGGAUUUCUAAGGUUUAACACCAUCCCUCCUCUCAGGAAGUACAUGUUGGUAUUCAAGGGGAAAAGGUACCUGACAGGGAUAGGGUCAGACACCAGGAAUGCCUUAUAUCACGUCCAUAACGGGGAGGAUGUUGUCCUCUUGACCACCUGCAAGCAUGGCAAAGACUGGCAAAAGCACAAGGAUUCGCGUUGCGAUAGAGACAACACCGAAUAUGAAAAGUAUGAUUAUCGUGAAAUGCUGCACAAUGCCACUUUCUGUCUGGUUCCCCGUGGCCGCAGGCUUGGAUCCUUCAGGUUUCUGGAGGCUCUGCAGGCUGCCUGUGUCCCAGUUAUGCUUAGCAAUGGAUGGGAGUUGCCAUUUUCCGAAGUGAUUGAUUGGAACCAAGCUGCCGUCAUAGGGGAUGAGCGACUGUUAUUACAGAUUCCUUCUACAAUCAGGUCUAUCCAUCAGGAUAAAAUCCUAGCACUUAGACAGCAGACACAGUUCUUGUGGGAGGCUUAUUUUUCUUCAGUUGAGAAGAUUGUAUUGACCACACUAGAGAUUAUUCAGGACAGAAUAUUUAAGCACAUAUCACGUAACAGUUUAAUAUGGAACAAACAUCCUGGAGGGUUAUUCGUAUUGCCACAGUAUUCCUCGUAUCUGGGAGAUUUUCCUUACUACUAUGCUAAUCUAGGUCUCAAGCCCCCCUCCAAGUUCACUGCCGUUAUCCAUGCAGUAACUCCCUUGGUUUCCCAAUCUCAGCCUGUGCUGAAACUCCUGGUUGCUGUAGCCAAGUCCCAGUACUGUGCACAGAUCAUUGUUUUAUGGAAUUGUGAUAAACCCCUCCCAGCCAAACACCGCUGGCCUGCCACUCCUGUGCCUGUCAUAGUCAUUGAAGGGGAAAGCAAGGUUAUGAGCAGUCGCUUCCUACCUUAUGACAACAUAAUCACAGAUGCUGUGCUAAGCCUUGACGAGGACACCGUGCUUUCAACCACCGAGGUGGAUUUUGCAUUUACAGUAUGGCAGAGUUUUCCGGAGAGGAUUGUAGGGUACCCCGCUCGCAGUCACUUUUGGGAUAAUACUAAGGAGAGAUGGGGCUAUACAUCCAAAUGGACUAAUGACUAUUCCAUGGUAUUGACAGGAGCUGCUAUUUACCACAAAUAUUAUCACUACCUGUACACUCAUUACCUGCCUGCCAGCCUGAAGAAUAUGGUGGACCAACUGGCCAAUUGUGAGGACAUUCUAAUGAAUUUUUUGGUGUCUGCUGUGACAAAACUGCCUCCAAUCAAAGUAACACAGAAAAAACAGUAUAAGGAGACCAUGAUGGGGCAGACUUCCAGGGCUUCUCGCUGGGCUGACCCAGAUCAUUUUGCCCAGCGGCAGAGCUGCAUGAACACUUUCGCCAGCUGGUUUGGCUAUAUGCCGCUGAUCCAUUCUCAGAUGAGGCUUGACCCUGUCCUCUUUAAAGAUCAGGUCUCCAUCCUGAGGAAGAAAUAUCGAGACAUUGAACGACUUUGAGGAGCCCUGCUGAGGGGACUGAACUGUUCUCCAUGCCCAGCGCAGAUCCACGGACACUUGGAGCCAGACUGUACCGAGGACAAAACCACAUGCAAGUGGAAAGCAGAGUUGUGUGGCUCCAAGGAAUCAUUGUGCUGGACUGCUUCAAACCACCUCACAGGUUUCUGUCGUUCAAGACUAGGUUGUGUACAGUUUCAUUAUGGAACAUUAAAUAAUUAUUUUUGAAAUGAUUGCUAUGCAGGUUAAAACUUUUUUAAUGAUCAAAAAAAACCCACAACUAUUAAAAACAGAGUUCUUUCUUUAAUCAAAA